AAGUCAUCAAACCCUAUCCAACUUGCAUCAUCUUAGGCAAACACAAUAAUGUUAUGAUAAGCGAUAAGGCCAUAAUCUUCUCAACCCCUCCCUUCUUAUCUUUAAUCUAUCCCAUAAUUUCAGUAUAUUCUGUUUGGUUUCUCAUUUGACAGUUGAUGGACCGUUGUUUCUCUCUCGACAAAGCUCUUUCUUUCUCUUCUUUUUUACCAUCCCUGGUAAAACUUUCUCGGCACGAUUUUACCGCUCCCAACUCUUCUUAUACCCGCCGGCGAUCACUUAGGACUGGUUUUACUUCUGUUGAUUUCGAUGCCCAGAGUGUGUCCUCCGUCAAAGUCAGCGCCGGGCCUAGUCACUGUGACUUUAGCAGCUUGAACGCUCCUCUUGAACCGAGGUCGGCUCCCGGGAAGCUUUUAAGCGGCGUCCUACAGAAUCAACGGCAGUUCUUCCACUUCGCCGCAGCCGAUGAACUUAAGCGGCUCGCCGAUGAUCGUGAUGCAGCCGUUGCUCGUAUGUUAGUUAGCUCGGAUUCUGAUGAAGCACAUCUUCACAGAAGAAUUGCUCAACUGAAAGAGCAGGAGUGCCAAGCUGCUGUGGAAGAUGUCAUGUACAUGUUAAUCUUUUACAAAUUCUCCGAAUUCAGUGUACCAUUGGUUCCAAAGCUCUCCAGGUGCAUUUACAAUUGUAGACUCGAGAUAUUGCCUUCGAAAGACUGGGAGCUAGAGUCCAUACAUAGCAUUGAGGUUCUGGAGAUGGUUAGGGAACAUGUCAGCACUGUUAUUGGCUUGAGAACAAACUCAAGUGUUACAGACAAUUGGGCUACCACCGAGAUCCAACGGCUCCAUUUAAGUCGACUUUAUGCAGCCUCCAUCUUCUAUGGCUAUUUUCUCAAGUCUGCCUCCUCUAGACACCAACUGGAAAGAUGCUUAACAUUGGUUCAUCAAAAACGUCUGAACCAUAGGAACUCCCUCCAGUUUCUGGAUCUUUUACCUUGUGGAAUUAAGAGUCUUGUGUUUGGCCAUAUCGGAGACAUGCAAUUUGCUCCAUUAGGUCAAGGAAUGGGUAUACUGGAUACGAAUCUCAAAGAGUUAAGGUGUUACGUAAUGGGAUUCGACCCUGAGACACUGCAACGAUGCGCCAAACUGAGAUCCAAAGAGGCUGCAAAUUUGAUCGAGAGGCACAGCUUUGCGCUCUUUGGUGACGAGCAGACAGGUAUUCCCAAGACGGAUGAGGUGAUUAAGACAUCUUUUUCCAGCCUGAAGAGAUUAGUUUUGGAAGCUGUCGCCUUCGGUUCGUUCCUUUGGGACAUUGAAGAAUACGUCAACACGGUGUAUAAGCUGAAGGACAACUGAUUUGAGAAGGGGAAGUCAUAGCAGUUGAGUAAAAUCUGUUUGUACGGAGGAGAGAUGUUUUUCCUACGUGAUUGCUCUGGUUUGCAGGAACUAGUAUUGUAUA
Messenger RNA from Hibiscus syriacus, 1452 nucleotides. RefSeq names its product UV-B-induced protein At3g17800, chloroplastic-like. The transcript is spliced from 2 exons. The coding region runs from base 156 to 1349 and encodes 397 amino acids. The record is from RefSeq and is a predicted model, not a curated record. NCBI's taxonomy places the organism in Eukaryota, Viridiplantae, Streptophyta, Magnoliopsida, Malvales, Malvaceae.